AUGCUCCUACUGUGCUUGGACAGUCGGCUAACGCAGACUAUAGAUCACGCGCUUGACUGUGUUUACAGAGCUCCUGGCCAAAAUGAAAGCUCAACACCAACAGUUAAAAGGCAUGCCCAAGUCAGGGGAGUGGAAAGGUUGGCAAUUCUCUCCCCUAUACCUGACUGGCCUUCAUGUCCUUUUGACCAUUUCAAUACUGCUAGGGCACCUAGAGAUCAAGUUCGGCCAUCUCCGUGGCCGGAGGUGAGUUCACCCAACCAAUUGACCUCGCAUCACCGUGGUCCUUUAGAUCUCCUUGCUGGAGAAGCGGCACGUGCGCCUCGUACGACUAUCAGCCGCAAUGCUACAUCGCCCGGAUGUUCUAGUCCCAAAAAUGGGAAUGAUGUCUUAGCUGCGCCUACCCUGGAAGUAUAUGAUUCAGCAUCUAGAGACGGCCUGAGCGGAAUCAACCUACACACAAACGGCACAGAAUUCUAUGGCAACUCUUCGAAUCUCGCCUUUCUUGGAAAUCUAUAUGCGCGGGCUCGCAAUCAGGCAGAAGCUAGAACAUUGAACGUACCUGGAAACUUGUCUUCUAACCUUCCGGACGAGGGCUGUUGCCUGGCGCUGGACCAGUCAUCGACUGUGAAAUAUGCAUCACCACGACGAACACUUCACUCGACAGUGGACAAGGAACGGGAAAAUGCAAAGCCUGCAACGAGUGCGGCCCAACUAUCUAUAGUCAAUCUGCUUUACAACCCAGGUUAUUCUAGUACCUCUCCACCUCAGAUCAGCGGGCGACCCGAGAAUGAUGAAAACAGACAAUGCUCGAUAGUUGGGAACCAAAGAAAUCCGCCUCGAACUUUCCCUGAUCAUGAAGAUGCAGUGGCGCUAGCUAUUGAUGAGCUCUCUGAUGAAGCACAACUUGAAAUCGAGAAGAUCUUCGUCGGCAGCUACUUUUCAAACAAACAUUAUAUACACCCUAUGUUGUGUAAAAAUGCCUUCAUGCAAAGGUGUAAACAAGAAGCUUUCGUAGCUUCGAAACGAAGAGUGUUCUACCGUCGCUCAUCGAAGUUCAAAGGCUUAUAUUUCGCUGUGGUUGCCCUGGGUGCCAUCAAUGCUAGUCCUAAUGAGACUUCUCUUCUGGAUCAUUAUGCUAAUUGUUCCGUUGACGGAAGAAAAUACAAUUCUGCGGGAAAGCCGUCAGCUUUGGAUUUUGCUGAUUUCUAUUUUGGCAUUACAAAACAAGCCCUUGGCGAUAUAUUCGAGAGCUGCUCCUUAGAGAGUGCCCAGGCUCUCUUGCUCCUAAGCGUAUUCUGUCAGAACGCUUUACGGCCUCACAGCUGCUUCAUGUAUAGCGGAAUGGCAGUUAGAACAGCGAUCGCAAUUGGAUUAGCAUCUGGAAUGUCGUCUCUGCCGCUAAGCACACGUAAAGAAGGCCGACGAACCUGGUGGUGCAUAUACUCACAUGAAGUUGAAAUGUGCGGUUCCUCGGGGAGGCUGGACAGCUUGAAGCAGCUUGACCAUUAUCAGGUUUCCUUACCCUCAUUAAAGGUAAAUAGCAGCAGUGCCCAUGACCCUGAAGCAGAUGAGGACGACGUAGCUAUGAUACCAGUCAUGGUAGCUUUAGCACAGAUCAUGUCAGAGGCGUCUCAUCUGCUCUAUCAUUCACCGAAACGCCCUACGAGUGAGAUGUCGCAGAUUGCAAUGAGCCUUGAUAAUGAAUUAGAGGAGUGGAAAUCUAACCUACCCUCCUUUCUAAACGUAGACGCUGCCUCACUCAACGAUCCAGAGUGGGCGUUCAAGCAAAAACUAGUCUUACGACUGAGAUUCUAUAAUACGCGAAUACUCAUCCACCGUCCGUUCCUGGCAGCAUCAACAUGCACCGCCGAGUCACCCAACCUACUCCAGCACGGCCACAUCUGCUUGACAGCAGCAAGGACCAGCAUCCAAAUGCAAUACGAAUCAUUCCUUCACCGAAUAUACAUACGUACCUGGUGGUACAACACUACCUACGCCCUCUACGGAGCCAUGAUCCUCCUCCACCUAUUACUCUCCGGAUUCCCAGGUAUAAAAGAGGACGAGCUGCUCAAGGACGUCGAAAAAAGCCUCGAGAUCUUCGACUCAAUGACCAAUAUCGUCGUCGCUCGCCGCUGCUCCGAGAUGAUCUGCGAAGUACUCGACGUAGCUCGCGCCUGUGUCGCAAGGCGUCGAGCAGUGUCCGUCGUUCCAGACUUGCCUCCUCAUGUCGACACCAACAUCGAUUCGUCGAGCCUAGAGACGGAUAACGACCAGAGUGUACAUCCACGGGUGGAUAUGGCGCCGUUAGUGUCACAGGGCGUAGACGGGAAUUUCUUCUUCUCGCUCUUCAAUCAAGACUCUCAACCUGAUACCCGGGCGGAGAUCUUGGCUAAUCUAGUUGACCCGACGAUAUUGGAGGAUUUUGCGUUCGGAAAUGGGGGGAAUGACUUUUCGUACCUUCUGGAGCCGUGA
Aspergillus pseudotamarii is the source of this 2472-nucleotide messenger RNA. Its product is annotated as fungal specific transcription factor domain-containing protein. Gene Ontology annotation, cellular component: nucleus. The coding region runs from base 1 to 2472 and encodes 823 amino acids. Gene Ontology annotation, biological process: DNA-templated transcription; positive regulation of transcription from RNA polymerase II promoter by galactose. The transcript is spliced from 10 exons. Gene Ontology annotation, molecular function: RNA polymerase II cis-regulatory region sequence-specific DNA binding; DNA-binding transcription factor activity, RNA polymerase II-specific; zinc ion binding. NCBI's taxonomy places the organism in Eukaryota, Fungi, Ascomycota, Eurotiomycetes, Eurotiales, Aspergillaceae. The record is from RefSeq and is a predicted model, not a curated record.